Messenger RNA from Lepisosteus oculatus (spotted gar), 5763 nucleotides. Lineage: Eukaryota; Metazoa; Chordata; Actinopteri; Semionotiformes; Lepisosteidae. The record is from RefSeq and is a predicted model, not a curated record.
GUUUCUACGGAGGAGCUGGAUUACACCAUCGCAAUAAACCAGCGAGAAGCCAGCCUUUCCCAUCACACCCGGGUUGCGCAGAGAUCAUAGAGUUCACCCAGGAUUGAAGGAUAAAACUCCGGGACUGUAAUAACCCAGCGCGAAGAGACACUUUCAAAGGAAACGGCCCGACAUACGGUACCAGACCCUGAACAACAGACUGCAGGGGCUGCCGACUUUUUUGCGGUUUCCUGCUGGCGAGCAGAGCAGAGCAGAGCAGAGCAGAGGUACUGUACUGUACCUGUGCAGCACCUGCCUCUCUCUUCUCUCGCAGCGACUUCACUCCUGGACAUUCCUCGGCUUGUGUACUCACGCCUCCCAGGCAUUUCGGUAUCGGUUCGUUGGAGAUUCCUCCGUUUGGUUUGAACGAUAUACAGUACGCACCAAGGAUAAUGCUUAGCCAUGGAAAGGCACCAAGCUGAUAACCCGCCUUCGGGCUCGGCGACGUGAAGGCGGUCCGGUCCUGCUGCUCUCUCUCUCUGCACGCUUGAUAUUCCGGGGGGGCGGACUGGACUGUAGGCGCGCCGCGGCUGUUUUGCUCUGGGAGUGUGGCCAGAGCAGACACCGGCUCUCGGGGAUGCGUGUAGUCCCAUUAAUAUAUCACCGUUACGAAUAUGAGCUGCUGUCGGUGUGUGGUGCCAUUUUUAGCGAGCUCCUGGCUCUGUCUGCUCCUGCUGGAUGGAGCCGUACUGAUCAGUGGCGCGCUUCCCCGGUCGGGGACGGUCCGGAGUCCCAGCGGGUCUGGACUGGAGCGACACCCGGGAUUAGGGAUCACCGGAGGGACUGAAAGAAACGACACACAGAUCGGAGUACCGGACAACGCAGCUGCCCGACUUCCCCACUCCACAGAGCCCGGUGAGGAGAGGGAGAGGAGAUAUGCACAGCCAGAGAGGACCACGCCCUUUGUCAUCGUGGAUGGAAACAGACUAAGUCUGAAAGAGGCUUUAAAGAACGGCCACCCCGAGCGUCUGGAGUGCGGGCUGGAGGUGGGGGGCAGCCCGGUCCUGCUGGAGCUGGAGAAGAACCGAUCGAUCCCAUUCAACAUGUUCCAUCCAACUCACUGCUAUUACCACGGCUCAGUCAGGAACUUUCCCCAGUCUCGCCUUGCACUCAGCACCUGCAGUGGACUGAGAGGGGUGAUCAUCCUGAGCGCCAACCAGAGUUACACGGUGGAGCCCGAGAAGCAGGAGAAGGGAAUCCACGUCCUGUACCCCACUCAGGAGCUGAAGGCUCCUAGCGGAGGAUGCGGGGUCACCCACUCCCCCGUGACCCCCACAGAACCCUGGCCUCACCUGCACAGGCUGAAGAGAGACAUCCUGACGGAGACCAAGUACAUUGAGCUGGUGCUUGUAGUGGAUCACAGGGAGUACCUAGCCUAUGAGAAGGACAACAAGACCAUCAUCAAUCGCAUGCUGGACCUGGCCAAUCAAGUGGACUGGUUCUACCGGCCCCUGAACGUCCGAGUGGCUCUGCUGGGCCUGGAGAUCUGGAGCGACGAAGACAAGAUCCUGAUCGACAAGAGCCCCACCGACACCCUGAACCGCUUCCUGGAGUGGAGGACACGACAGCUGCUGCCCCGCCUGCAUCACGACAACGCUCAGCUCAUCAUGGGGGGCUCUUUUGACGGCACCACUGUGGGAAUGGCAUCGCAGUCCUCCAUGUGCUCACGGGAUCGCUCCGGAGGGGUCAACGUGGACCAUCUGGUCAGUGUACUGGGCGUGGCCUCCACUGUGGCACAUGAGCUCGGGCACAACCUGGGCAUGAGCCAUGACACCGCUGACCGGCACUGCCAGUGCCAGAAUGAGCCGCGGCUUGGGGGCUGCAUCAUGGAGCCGUCCACUGGUUUCAUGCCCGGCCAGCUGUUCAGCAGCUGCAGCGCACGGGACCUGUCGGUCAGCCUGCUUCACGGCGCAGGGAUGUGCCUGUUCAACAUGCCUGAACCCCAGAGGCUGCUGGGAGGACAGCGCUGUGGCAACCUGUACGUGGAGCCGGGCGAGGAGUGCGACUGCGGCCUGACAGACGAGUGUGAGGACCCCUGUUGCAACGCCACCACCUGCAGACUGGUUCCUGGGGCUCAGUGCUCCUCUGAUGGGAUCUGCUGUGAGAACUGCAAGCUGCGGGCUGCAGGGAGUGUGUGCCGAGAGCCCCUGAGCGAGUGCGACCUGCCUGAGCACUGCUCCGGCGACUCCCCCUACUGCCCCCCCAACGUCUUCCUCCAGAACGGUCAACCCUGCCAGCAGGGGGCGUCCUACUGCUACAGUGGAGUCUGCAAUAACCUCACCUCGCAGUGCCAAGUGCUGUGGGGGCUCAAUUCCACCCAGGCUCCAGACGUCUGUUUCAGGUCUGUGAAUAAGCAGGGCAAUAAGUAUGGCAACUGUGGACAGAUGCCCAACGGGAGCUACAUUCCCUGUCCCAAAGCAGAUGUGCACUGUGGGAAGAUCCAGUGCCAGGGUGGGAAUGACCGCCCCCUGCUGGGCUCCAAUGCUGAGAUCAUCACCACCAAGGUGCUGCUGAACCGCAGCGAGCUCACCUGCCGCGGGACCUUCUUCAACCUGGGUGAUGAUGUCUCGGACCCUGGCAUGGUGACGCCAGGCACAGCCUGCGGACCGGGCAAGGCCUGCCUGAACCAGCGCUGCCAGGAUGUCGCUGUGUUUGGCGUGGAGGAGUGUCAGAAGAAGUGCAAUGGACACGGGGUCUGCAACAGCAACAGGAACUGCCACUGCGAUGCAGGCUGGGCGCCGCCGGACUGUCGGCACAGGGGCUACGGGGGUAGUGUGGACAGCGGCCCCACGCAGGCCAGCAUCGACUCAAAUUCAUCACGGCUGGCUUUACUCAUCUUUUUCUUCCUCGUCCUGCCACUGGUAGUUGUGUGCCUCGUCUUGCUCUAUCGGCGUUGUAGGUGGCAGGACCUCUGCCUGGGUAGAAGCCCUUUCCACAAGGCAACCAAUCGACAGCACAACCGUGUGGUCAGGGAGACCCGUGUGCGGUUCUUGGAUGUGACAACGGAGGAGGAUGGUGACCAGGAGCAGCGGACCCCAGCUGCCGAGUGCAGCAGCACCCAGAGUGGAGAACAGGCCCAGCCCCUGCGGUACCAGUGGAUGCAGAACACAGACAUCCCUCUCACCCCUCCGGCCAACAAGGUUCUCAGCAGGCCCGCACCCCCCAAUAAGCCCCUCCCACCUGACCCGAUGCCGAGACCUGCUCAGUCAGCAGGGCACCGUCCACCCCCUCCGAACAAGCCGCUGCCCCCUGACCCUGUCCCCACCGAUGGACAGCCAGCGGCACAGCGUCCGGCGCCUCCAAACAAGCCACUGCCCCCUGACCCAGUCCUCAAAGAUGGCCAGACUUGUGCACCUGCCAAGCCGCCUCCUCCCCAGAAACCAUUGCCUGCUGACCCCCCCUCGCGCCCUGUGUCUGGAGUCCCCCUGCAACACGGGCCGAGUGUCUCAUCAGUUCCUAGCUACGGGCUGCAUGUAGCAGUUGUGCCUGCAAGACGUGCACCUCCUCCUCCAGUGCGGAACUCACACCCCAGCACAGUGCAGCCCCCUCCUGCAGUGUAGCCUGUGAAGUCCAGAAACUCAAUGGGCAUCUCUGAAGUGGACAGAACUGCCCUGAGAGCAAGAGAGCAAAAGCGAUGUGAACAGACAUUGCCUGGCUGCUUCUUCAUGGAGACUCCAUUGCCCUAGAAAGCCACACUGCAUGGGUGUUGUUUUAGGACUUUUCCACUGGACAGAACUGGAUGCUGUUCCAAAUCAAACGUAUUGGACUGAUCAUGUGCUCCCUGCAAUGUUUAGAAGCAUAGGGGACAACAGGAACAGGGAAAACAGGAAGACUAUUGAUGUCCUUCUCAGAGCUGUGUCUGUAGGAGGUUAUUCUCUUUCCUUUGAGCUAAUUGAGCUUUUGCACUGAUGAUUAUAGUCAAACAGUCUCUCUAUUUAUGUUUUUUGGAAUCACUAUUUUUUUCUUCUUAACCCUAAAGUCAAUAUUUAAAUAGCUAUUUGUUGAUCUACUGGGCUUAUUGCUGCAAAUUUUGAAGACACUGCACAUAUCUUUUGAGCCCUUCAGCUCUAUACCCUCUUUGAGCCUCACAGCACCUACAGAGACGCCAGUGUCAAAUGGAUAAACACUCCAAGCUUAUAGACACCUGGUCACAUCCACGGGGGUUCCAGGAUGAGCAGAUCCUAGCUAACUCAAGCCCAUUCAAUACUGGUGGUCACUGAGUCACAGCAUGGGGAAUCCUGGUUACAAUCCGUUAAUGACAAUUCAGAGUUGAACCUGUGACUCCUGGAAUAUACAGUACUCAACUGCUUGAAUUAUUACGUUAACAGUUAAAUUGCUAAGAAGUCCCCCUUGAUGAUAUCUGAAACAGUGUUAAUAUUGGAAGAAAAUGCCAAGAAAACCUGCCUAUCGAACCAGCAUAAAUGAACAAGCAAUUGCAGGAAUAAUGCUGAAGAGUGUGAUGGAUUGGAUAUUUUCAAGGGAGCUGGUAUUUCAGGAUAGGAUCAGUACAGUGGUUAGUUUCAGGUUUUUGGGAUUUUAUUUGCUUGGGUGCAGGGAAGUAAAAUCCCUGAUAGUACGAAAGGAAAUUCUUGUAUCCAUGCUAAUACCACUGUAGUGUUUGGUCCAUCUGUCUUCCUGUGUGUCACUUGGUCCAGUGAUCCUGUACAGUAUUUUCACCCAGGGGACUGUGACUCAGCUGGUGACCUAGCAGGUGGGUCUGUCUACAGUGCCCAGGCCGACCGGCAGCUUUAAAGAUUGUUAACUCUCUGUCUGCGACUGCUUGCGCAAUGCACUUAACUGCAGAAAGGUGCAGAGACCAGUGGACGCCUCCUGAACACAAAUCAGACUUCUCCACAGAGCUGCAGGAAACCAGUACUGGUCUGAGCAGAUUGGAAAGAAACUAAUGCUGUUGGGGGACACGUUGUUUCCAGCAGAAUAAGCUGUACUGAACAUACCUUCAUCCCAGCCUGUGGUGAAUUAACUCUUUUAAAACUUUUAAAAGACUUCCAGUAUACUGGUGUUGGCAGCUCUGGGACUUGACUGCUGGGAAAUCUUGAUAUUGAAGACAUCAUCACAGGAUGAGCUGGAAAACCAGCAGCUGUUUUUUUUUUCCUCUGGCAUACAGUAUGUCCACUCACACAAAGUGAAACCGUUCUUUUAAGUAUUUUUUUGCAGGGUAACUUGUUUGAGGUCAGAAUCAGUGACAUUCAGGAGAUAGAGCUGCAAGCAAGUUUGAAGACACUUAACAGGAGACACAUUUUUACAAUUACAGAUCAUCAAAACGCUUGAUCUUAUGGAUGUGGAAGACUACAGAAGAGCAAAGUCUCUCAAUUCAUGUGAGAUAGCGGAUACAUACUGUAGGUGAAGGUAUUUAAAGUUUCUAGGAAACAUGGUCUCUCAAGUACAGUAUCUCAGCGUUUUGGUGCUGAUGUCUUCCUUACUGCUUAACCUAAGGUCUUGAAAAGCCAUUUGUACAGUGACCCCCCUCUGGGAUGAAGGGUUUAAAUGACUGGAGCCCUGCUGCAGAGCAAUCAGAGAAUCAUAAGCCAUUUCUCUCCACGAGGUGAACCGGGAAAGGAGAGGGGUUUGCAAUAUAAAUAAGAACUAAAUGUACUUACAGGGUAACGCAUAGUCUUCUGAGCUAACAUGCCAAGACAGAAAUAAUUCUGUUAAGCUUUUCUGGUGGUAAGCUGGAAUUUUAAUAAAACUGGACAAGUGAUUUCA